GGUGUUCACCUGUGUUGCAUUUAACGUGAAACCGCAACCGACUGUACAAGCAUUUACCCACGCACCACGCGCCGUGCUGUAUCGCUUCUAAAUCCCUAGUGUGGCCACUAUUCUCCUCUUUUUCUAUUUUCAACAGUCUGGCAAAGUGAUAACGAUUCAGUUGUUUAAAUUUCCCAUCUCCAAUACUUGAAAAAUAUUUCUCAUUCUCGCAUGCGCCUGAGACAUUUUUCCAGUCGUUUAUUCGACUUUUUAUUUGUGAAGUGAAAUGAAAAAAAUUGUCACGUUAUCGGGGACACAUCAGUAUCAAUAGAGAAGAGGAUCGAGUGAAUUGACGUGAAUAAAAAAAAUGGUAUCCAUGUCGAGGGAGAAAUGUCUGCAGAGCUCCCAGUGCUUCGAGUGAAGGAAUCGAGAUCGGGUGAUAUUGGAUAAUUCGAUUGAAGAGCAGUUGAAAAUUAUUCAAUAUUUUAUUUGGUGAGAGUAAAUCAAUCGCAUAACAGUUUUUGUUGUUUCCUAGCUUUGAAUUCUUUAUUGCAGUUUUCAGUCUAUCAGAUGUGGACAUCCCAAGGAAGAAAUAAAUAAGGAAAUAAUUUUUUGACUUAUCCACCCGCAUCAGCUCCAACAGCCGAUCUCCGCGAAUAUUCCACGUGUCACGUUGGCAUGUUAUGUAACGAAGGAAUGAACAACAUCGACGAGCACAUAUUCGAUUAGUAUGGCGAGGUACAAAGCCAAACCAACAAAGAACAUCAAAAAGCUGUGAUAAAAAUUCAUCGGAGUCACCUUGCAAUAGUCUCAAUUUCAGGCUAUUAUUAUUCAUUUUUUAUUUAUCUUCGGCGGAGGGAGCUCAAGGCGACAAUGCGAAGGCCAGGGCACGAGACUAUCGUUAUAGUUUACCUGAUAAUUGUCACUGUUACGGCAGGGGCUAAGGACUGUGACAAGGGAUGGGAGAAAGUUGAGGGGGUGAAACCGGAGACAUUUACCGCGGUGAAGACGCUCUAUGUAGGGAAAAACUCCCAGGGAAUAGUUACAAUUUGUUUUGACAGAUGUUUGAACUCGACCAACUGCACGUCAUUCCUGAUAGACUUCGACCGGAGUGUCUGCACUAGUAUAAAAUCCAUGAGUGAUGACUUUGAGCCAGCGGAUAAUUUCACUCUCUACCAGAAAAUAUGUUUGAAAGUGCCCCCGGCAUGCAGUACGAACAGGCUGUGGCAAGUGGAAAGGACCUUGGGCGCGGUGUUGAUUGAUACGAGGUAUCUCUCACCACCGGAAGUUUUUUCACGGAGUCAGUGCUACCAGAACUGUAUUGAUGCAGCUCCGAACUGCAAAUCCGCGCAAUUUCGAACGAGUCAUCCUCUGGCUGUGGGUGAUACCAAGGGUCUGUGCACAUUGCUAACUAUCGAGAGAAGCGUCCGACCGCAGUCCUAUAGAGCAUCGAUGUACCGGGAUGAAUAUUUGGAGCCUCAGUGUCACAAUUUAUCGAGUCAGGACUUUUGCUCUUACGCAGAAAUUCAUAAUCAAACUUUGCCGUAUGCGGACUUGAAGAUCCAAGGACUUGAUGCAAAACAGUGUGAAGCACGAUGUAACGCCAGUGGAGAUGGAUUCAUCUGCCGAGCUUUCACACUCGCUAACUCAACGGGUCGAGGGGAAAAUUCUUCAACAUGUUUGCUGCAUUCUCAUGAUACGAUAAGCACAGGCGUCAGUGCGCUCGUAAAGAGGCCACAUGUAAUCUAUAAAGAACGAGAGCCCUGUUUGGACUUUAAAGUCUCCUGCACGAACGAUAGUUUAGUUAUAGAAUUAGAGACUCAAGAACCAUUUACGGGACGUCUCUACGCAAGUGGUUACAGUGAGACUUGCGACGUUCAAGGGAUCGGAAAAAAUAAAACUGUUCUGACACUGGAAAUUCCGGAAGAAAAGGAAUUGGACAGAGGAAACGUCAACUGUGGGAUCACACCCGCUUAUGCGAUGGAAUCAGAUAACCAGACACGAGUGGCCAUCUGGGUGACCCUUGUCGUACAAUUUAAUCCGAUAAUACAACGACUUGGUGAUCAAUCCGUGCGAGUUGGUUGCACAUUGGACAGUGGAGAAGUACCAUUGCCCAGGAAUGUCACUGUGGAGACGGGCUACGGAUUCUCAAGUCCUGAUGCUGGAGUUCCCCCCCUGACUGCAACAAUAUUCAACACGACUUCCCCUCCAGUUCUUGUGAUGAAGAUUGUUGAUGAAAACAUGAAUGAAAUUUCCUUCGCGGAUUUGGGACAGCGUCUGGUGUUAAGGAUAGAAAUUUACCCUCCAAAUGGGCCUUACGACAUCAGCGUUAGACACCUGGUAGCCAGUAGUGCCUCUGGAGACCAGUCUAUUCUCCUCUUGGACGAAAUUGGCUGUCCCGUGGAUACUCAAGUAUUUCCCGUCAUGACUAAAGAUACACACGACAACAAGUCGCUGAUUUCAACCUUCACUGCCUUCAAAUUUCCAAGGAGCUCUCGCGUUAAGUUCAAUGCAGUCGUCAAGUUCUGCAUGAAUGAAUGUGAACCGACGAAGUGUCGGAACUCAAUGAUAUCAUACGGAAGACGCAAACGGUCGGUUAACGAAGUCAUUCCUCUGGAAAUCCCUCAGGAUCCAGCCCUGGAGGAACUCCCUCUGGACACCUCCAUUAUAGUAAGAGAUGCGUCUAUUGUUGCUGUACCUCUGCGAUCUGGUAAUAAACCAGAUACAGUCUUAAUCGCUGGAGAUCAAUCUCAGGAUCGACUACUGUGUGUGGAGGCGGCUCUCGCCCUAGGCCUCUUAAUACUCUGGCUCAUAGUACAAAUCCUAUUGACGAUCAGCUGCAUUUACGUAAUUCGACGGUACCGGAGAUUAGCGAGAAAAGCAGAGGAAGAUCGUGCAGACGUGUUGGCACGUCAUCUGUAUGGCAUUCACGGAGGAAAUUUUGAAAUAGCCAGGAGAGUCAGGUGGGCCGACCACAAUGGAUCGUCUAUUAGUUAACAGUCGGUACAAUGUUCGUUAUCCAAAGAUUUCUAUGACUGUUGAAUAGUGUAAUUUUUGUUAAGAUAACUAUCUCCGUGCUCGUUCAGAUGUCAGGGCUUAUCACAUUUCAAUCCUCUCGGUAGUUUCAAAAUCUGUCAAGAAUGAAAUUCAAUCGAGAUACGUCUUUUAGUUAAUAGAAAAACUGCAAUGGGGAUGUUGCGUGUGGGCUGGCGUCGGUGAACCCUUGGCAACCCUUUGAAAUUGUCCUAUCACUCUAAGAAAAAAAUAUCAUAAUUUUCUGGUGAGCGGGCAACGCUGUGAUUGGCCGAAUUCAAAUUUGACAAUUUAGUAGGAAUACCCGGGAUAAUACAGCGAUAGAAAUAUUCCACUAACGAUGUGUUCACUUAGGUAGACAAGCAUGGAGAUAUUUGCAUUAUCGUGUUCUUUAGGAAGUAUUUAGAACCAUAAUCCGAGGCCAUUUCUCUUAGUUCAUUAUCUCGUACAGUAUGUCACAUGCCGCCAUUCACUUUUCCCAUUUUUAUUUUGAUUCACGCUCAUGUUACGAUAAGCUUCGAGGGAGAAUCAUAACUCCAAAAUUGAGUGCGAUUUUGAUUACAAAAUACAUACAUUUCAUUAGCUCCAAGAAAAAUGAAUGCUUUCCGUAUAAUUCAAUUGACUUGAAAGUCUCUGAUUUCUCCAUCAUGUCAUUAAUGGAGCUGUUAGACUCUCAAUUAUUUUCUGAUAAUUUUUUUGAUAUUAGAAAGCUGUUGCUCUCAACUUUGCAGGCAUUUAUGACAUACCAUGAUUCAAAGAUCUUUAAUUGACUUUUUCCUUCUCUGACAUAUUUCGAACUGUUUUGUUGUUGAUGGAGCGGGUGCUCAUGUUGAAUUCAAACUCAUUAUGAGAAUUGUCAGUUUGACAUCCAAACUUUUAUAUUGAACGGUCUUCGUUACUAUAAAGCCAUUGAAAUAUUACGCGACGUUAUUGGGAAGGAAUGAGGUUUCGUGAAAAAGGGGCGGAUGGUAAGAAACAAACGCAAUUUCGUGGAGCCUCAUUUUUCACAAAAUAAAACGGGUUGUGACAUCGUGUGACCGCGGGGAGGGGAGAAGGACAAGAAUAUCUGGCGUGAUAUUUAAGUGGGUGAAAUUACAGAGAGUUAUUAAUAUAUUGUUGAAACAUUAUGGUGUGAUUCUAAUCAAUUAAAUAUGUAGAGAGGCAUAUUGCGUUUCUCAAACUGGUGUUCAUUGUUUAUAUGGCAAUUAAAUCGUAUAUUGUAUCCAAAGACUACUCCGUCCAUAUUUGUAGAAUAUAAUUGAAAUAAUAUAAUAAUUAAAUACGAUUUUUGAAUAAUAAAGAUGAAUUCGGAUUUAGCAGAAGAAAUCCAGGUAAAAGUUGA
Messenger RNA from Diachasmimorpha longicaudata, 4354 nucleotides. RefSeq lists its product as uncharacterized. Bases 853 to 2976 code for a protein of 707 amino acids. Lineage: Eukaryota; Metazoa; Arthropoda; Insecta; Hymenoptera; Braconidae. The transcript is spliced from 14 exons. The record is from RefSeq and is a predicted model, not a curated record.